UUCAUUUCAUUGCGUUUUCGUUUCAUCCAUUUCCUUAUCCUCUCUUUUUCUCUCACUCUCUCUUUUCACUUCAAUUUUCCAACACAACAAUGGCUUCAACAACCGCAUUCGCAACCAUCUCAACCGUCACACGCUCUUAUCCUACACCCUCCUCUUAUCCUUCACCCUUCCCCAAACCAAUCACAACCCUCCACUUCCCAUCCUCAACACCAACAACCCUCUCCCACCGCUCCACCCGCCUCCACCGCAUCUCCGCCGUCUCCGCAGAAGUCGAAAAGCUCGGCAACGAGAUCUCCGGCCUCACUCUCGAACAAGCCAAAAACCUUGUCGACUACCUCCAAGACAAACUCGGCGUAACCGCCGCCUCAUUCGCUCCCGCCGCCGCCGUUGCUGCUCCCGCCGCCGCGGAAGUUGCUGUUGUGGAAGAACAGACCGAAUUUGAUGUGGUGAUUGAGGAAGUUCCGGGUAACGCGAGGAUUGCGGCGAUUAAAGCGGUUAGGGCUUUGACGAGCUUGGGAUUGAAGGAGGCAAAGGAGCUGAUUGAAGGUUUGCCGAAGAAAUUCAAAGAAGGUGUGACGAAAGAUGAAGCGGAAGAUGCGAAGAAACAACUUGAAGGUGCAGGUGCUAAAGUUAACAUUAUUUAGGGUUUCGCUUCUUUUUUUUCCCCAAUUUUAAUUUUGAAUUGUUGUUGUAAUUUCAAGUUGUUAUUAUGGUGUAUUAGUGAAGAAAAUUGAGUUAGUUCUGGUUGUAUUAUUAUAAAUCUAUAAUUAAAGAACGAAUUAUUUGGAUGGUGUAUUAAUUAAUUGUAUUCAAAGUUUUUUUGUUUCA
Vicia villosa (hairy vetch) is the source of this 828-nucleotide messenger RNA. Its product is annotated as large ribosomal subunit protein bL12c-like. Gene Ontology annotation, biological process: translation. The transcript has a single exon. NCBI's taxonomy places the organism in Eukaryota, Viridiplantae, Streptophyta, Magnoliopsida, Fabales, Fabaceae. Gene Ontology annotation, cellular component: ribosome. The coding region runs from base 90 to 644 and encodes 184 amino acids. The record is from RefSeq and is a predicted model, not a curated record. Gene Ontology annotation, molecular function: structural constituent of ribosome.